UAAGAAAAGAAGCGACGGAGUAUAGUAUAUAAUUGAGUCCCAAUUCUUUUCCGGCCCCACCACCGUGACGCGCGGCCGUGCUUUGACUCUGCCGCAUUUCAUCAUGCACUUGGUUAGUUGGGGUGGGGAAGGGGGGAGGUAGGCUACUCAAAUUCCACUAAUUUCCAAACUCUAGUCAUAUUUAAAAGUUUGGUUUUACCAUUACAGCUAGAAAAAGGAAAAGUACACACUGAAUUCAUUACACCCCACCUCCAUCUUGAUUUUUCCUUUUUCUUUUUUCUUUUAAUGUUUUUUGCUUUUCUUGGAAUGUGUUUGAAUUUGAUGAGAAUUGGGGGUCAUCUUGGGUGGGAUUGCUUGCUGGAGGAGUUGAGAUUUUUUUAGGGUUUCGGCUAUGGAGAAUAUAGAGACGCUGUUAGCUGCCGUGGCUCAGACCACGGGCUUCGGCGACGAGGAGCCGGUUGUUGCUACUCCGUCGGAGCUAGGGUUGGAGAGUUCUGGGUCUCCGGCGGGUGAUGAGGUUGCCGGAGUUGUGCAGCCUUCUCCGGUGGUGGGUGGGGUUGUUUCAGAUCUGAUGGCUGCUGCUCCGACUCCGGUGAGUGCGAACGGCACCGGUGAGAAGCGGAAGCGGGGACGGCCGCCUAAGGGGCAGCUCACGGCGAAGCCUCCGCCGAUUAAGCGGGUGAAAGUGGAGGAUGAGGAGGAAGAUGUUUGCUUCAUUUGCUUUGAUGGAGGCUCUCUGGUGCUCUGUGAUCGAAAGGGCUGCCCAAAGGCGUACCAUCCGGCUUGUAUCAAGCGAGACGAAGCCUUUUUCAAAUCAAAAGCUAAAUGGAACUGCGGCUGGCACAUAUGUAGUGGAUGCAGGAAGACUUCUCAUUAUAUGUGCUACACUUGCACCUAUUCGUUGUGCAAGGGAUGUACUAAAGAUGCGGAUUUCGUGAGUGUGAGAGGAAACAAAGGAUUUUGCUCAACAUGCAUGAAAACUAUCAUGCUGAUUGAAAAUAAAGACCAAGCAGCCAAUGAUUCGAUUCAAGUAGAUUUUGAUGACAAACUUAGCUGGGAGUAUCUCUUUAAGAUGUAUUGGGUAAUCUUAAAAGAGAAUCUAUCAUUAACACUGAGUGAGCUAACUCAAGCUAAAAGGCCCUGGAAAGGUGUGGCUGCUGUGACGCGUAAGUCACGCUUAAAUAAUGCGAUUCCCUCUGCUGUUGGUGGAGACAUUUCUAUGUCAUAUAAGAACACUGAGCAUUUGGAGUUGAACAAACCCCAUGUGGAGAUGGUACAGAAUGAUGCGUUACAGACAUCAUUGUCGAGCAAUGGCAACCAUGUCGAGAAAUUAAACGAUGACACGGGAGAACAUGUGCCAACUUACAGCAAAGAGACUGUAAAACCUAAUGUCAGUGAUGAGAUUAGCAUUGCCAAAGCCACUGACAAACCAGACAUUAAGGAAGGUGUUCACGAGCCAUGCAUUAAGAAAGAUCUAGAUGAUCCGUGCAUCGUCAAAGAUACCUACAAACCAUGCAUUGGCAACAACACAAAUAGCAUAGAGACAGACAGGCCGGCGAUUCACAGUACUGAAUGGGCAUCUAAAGACCUCUUGGAGUUUGUUAAACACAUGAGGAACGGUGACACAUCUGCUUUAUCACAGUUUGAUGUCCAAACACUUUUGAUUGACUAUGUGAAGAGAAACAACCUCUGGGACCCACAUCAGAAGAGUCAAAUUGUAUGUGAUCAAAGGCUCAAAAAUCUAUUUGGAAAGCCACGUGUUGAUCAAGUUGAAAUGCUGAAGCUUCUUGAAUUUCACUUUCUUGUAAAGGAGGAUACUCUGAAAAAUUUGUCUAUUCCUGCUAGAGCUGUUAGAUCUACUGCAAAUAAUUUGGAUGCUGAUGGAAAAGUAAAUGCGUUGCCAGUGCCAAGUAAUAGUAGAAAGCGAAAAAUGCGCAAGAAGAAUGAAAGCGGAGUAGCCCAGCUUGAUCUGAAUGAAUAUGCUGCAAUUGAUGUCCAUAAUAUCAAUCUGAUCUAUUUGCGGCGUAAUUUGAUGGAGUCUCUUACCGAAAAUCGUGAGAGUUUCAAUGACAAGGUUAUUGGUUCUAUCGUGAGGAUUAAAAUAUCAGCCGAUGAUCAGAAGCCAGAAGUUCAUAGGCUUGUCCAGGUUAUAGGGACUAGUAAGGCGGCCGAGCCUUAUAAAAUUGGCAACAAGACAGCAGAUGUCAUGCUUGAAGUUUUAAAUUUGGACAGGAAAGAAGUUGUAUCGGUUGAUGCCAUUUCAAAUGAAGAGUUUACUGAGGAUGAAUGCAAAUGGCUACGUCAGAGCAUUAGAUGUGGUCUUGUGAAACAAUUUACUGUUGAUGAGGUAAAAAAGAAAGCCUCUGCACUCCAAUCAGUUAGAGUAGAUGAUUGGCUGGAGGCGGAAAUAUUGCGGCUAAAUCAUCUUCGAGUUGGCAGGAAGGGGAUUAAGAAAGAGCUUAGAAAAAAUGCCGACAGAUUAAAGCUGCUAAAAUCACCUGAGGAGCGCCAACGCAGAAUUUCUGAAGUUCCAGAGAUACAUGCUGAUCCGACAAUGAAUCCAAAUUAUGAAUCAGAAGAAGAUAUCAGAAGUAGUGACCACAGUAAAAAAGAUGAUUAUGCGGGACCAAGCUAUUCUCCAUUUCCUCGAACUGAUUGGGAGUCCAUUUCUUCUAAUAAUAGAGGUAAAGAAGAGCACUCUGUAGAGGUGCAAGCUAUAAUAAUGGAGAAGACAGAUGCUAGUGUAUCAAAUGAUUGGGAGAAACACACGAAUCAGAUUGAUAUUGAUAGCUCACCUUCUGGUGGUAAGAACGAUCAAGCCAUGGAAAGGUCUCAGUUGGAGACAUCGACUGCAAUUGCCUCCAUCGGGAACUCACAGCCUGCUGAUAAUAUAGAAACUGAGAAACUGUGGCAUUAUCGUGACCCCAAUAGUAAGAUUCAAGGACCUUUUUCCAUGAUGCAGCUGCGGAAAUGUAAUACUACUGGACUGUUUCCACAUGAUAUGCGGAUAUGGACGAAUCACGAGCAAUAUGACUCGUUACUUCUAACUGAUGCUCUGAAUGGGAAAUUAUAUGCAGCACCAGACAUGUCGCAUAAAGCCUCUUCAAGUUCACAGGAAAAUGGGCCUACUGGGGGAGUUGUCCUGAGCGAGGGUACAAAUGUGACUACUGGAGAUGCUAAACAAACAGAAAUGACUGGGUGUAGUAGUUCGGGUGUUUUGCCUGACACUGUUGCUAGACCUGUGAAAGCAGACGAGUCUGGCUCCUCCGGGUGGCCACGAUGUUGGGAUUUGCUUAAGGAUGGUAAUCCAAGUGCUGAUGGUGUCCAAAUACGAGAUCUGCUUCCUCCAUCAAACCCUGAGACAAGAGACGAGCAUUUGACUGAUCGAGGCCGGGAGAGUGAUGAAUUACUUACUUCACCAAAUGGAGAAAAGAAUGCAGCUGGGCCGACUCAAAACCCUAUGCCCAGUGGAGAGGAACUUCGAACUCAACCUAAAGAUGAUGACCGAAAAUCUUCUGAAGGAAAUUUGAGAUCUCUGAACAUUGACUUGAGCUCAACCAUCCUUGAACCUGUGCCGGUUUUGGCUCCUGUAUCAAAGUCGCCCGUCUCAAGUAAACAGGCCGAGAAUAUAGAUGUCUUGGAUCUUCUUAGUCCUACCUCGAAGACUGAAAACCAGCAGUCAGUAUCUGCAGAUAUUCCUGCGCAGGGCUCAAGUUUUCUGGAGCUGCUGAGUCCUGCACCAAGAUCCAACAAUGAAGAUCAGGCAGCACCGGAAACUGACAUCAAGCAUUCUGGGUUUAUGAAUCUUCCUAUGCCUAAUUCUGGCCCUGGCUGGAUUGGUGCGUCUAGUCUAGGGAUCGGUGGCGUGCAGCUCCCAGAUGUAGCUGAUGAAUGGUGUGGAUAUUCCCAGACACCUGCAAGACCACCUAUCCAGGAAUGGGAUUCUGGUCUAGUCUCUGCAUCUGCUUCAAGACCACCUGAAGUCACGGGGGAGAAUGCUGAUGCCACGGCACCCGAUGCCCACCAUCUUACCCAUGCUUCUUCGUCCCACCCUCCAUCAAAUGGACCUAAUUGGCUUGCUAUAAUGAAUGAGCCAAUUGAGUUUGUUGCUCUAGGUGAGGAUUCAGUGUCUGAUCUGUUGGCUGAAGUCGAUGCGAUGGAAUCACGAGGUGCCUUGCCUUCGCCUACUUCAGCCAUCAAGUUUGCUCGGGAAUUGCUUGAAGAUUGCAAAGAUGAUUGCUUUAGUUCAAUCGAGGAUUUCAGCCCAACCCCGGAACUUCGAAAAAGUGAUGCAUUGAGCUCCACCAGCGAUGUACAUUUGACUUCCCAAUCCUCAGCUCCGUGUAGACAGAAUGGAAUGUCUCCAGUUGACGCCUUUGAUUUUUUCCGGAGGCCGAGCGUGAAUUCAUCUGCAAGCAGCGAGGGAGAAACUAGUGCCCCGGUUCAUUCUGGGGAUGCCGGUUCGGAGUUCCACCCCGGCGCUGCACCAAACAACUCAAUCCAAGAGAUGGUUGGUGCCGGUGCAGCCAUGGUUCCUGGGCCGGGAUCCGAUGCUACGGACCCUGGUUGGGGACAGAUGCAGGGUAACAUCAACCUGGUUACAGUGCAAGGUAAUGUCAAUCUUGUCCUCGGGGGACCAGCCGCCCAGGGAAUGGCGAACCUUGGAUGGGGAGCGAACCAGGCUCCCAACUGGGCGAACCCGAACUCAAUACGGAGCCCUAGAAACGGAAGUUUGCCAUGGGACGGGCAGCGCAAGUAUGGCGGUGAGAGGUUCAACUGUCCUAGAGAAUGGGGUGGUUAUCAAGGUAGUGAGCCAGGAUUCGGGGGUGGGAGGGGCAGGCCACCAUGGGGCCGUCAGUCGUAUGGAGGUGGUGGCGGGUAUUCGAGGCCUCUUCCGAAAGGGCAGAGGGUGUGUAAAUUCUACGAGAGUGGACGUUGCAAAAAGGGAGCUUUCUGUGAUUACCUUCACCCGUGAUUGCUUGAAAUCUCCUACAUUCUGUUGCAGGUAACUUUUUUGUUGUAUAAUUAAUUGUUGGAGUAAUCUCUCUAGGUUCAGAUAACUUUUUUGUAUAAUUAAUUGUGAGAGUAAUCUCCGCAGCUGUAGAUUUGUAUUAGGUUCAUUUUAAAUAAAAAGAAGAUAUUGUCACUCUACCUAGGAUUGAAGCACUUACUAGUUUGUACCCAUGGUUAUGUACACCAGUACAUGCAAGUAUAUUAUGUGUGUAUUUUAUUCCUAUA
This is a messenger RNA of Salvia miltiorrhiza (redroot sage), 5238 nucleotides long. RefSeq names its product zinc finger CCCH domain-containing protein 44-like. NCBI's taxonomy places the organism in Eukaryota, Viridiplantae, Streptophyta, Magnoliopsida, Lamiales, Lamiaceae. The coding region runs from base 392 to 4975 and encodes 1527 amino acids. Gene Ontology annotation, molecular function: metal ion binding; DNA binding; protein binding. The transcript has 11 exons. The record is from RefSeq and is a predicted model, not a curated record.